Schizosaccharomyces cryophilus OY26 is the source of this 1737-nucleotide messenger RNA. RefSeq lists its product as uncharacterized. NCBI's taxonomy places the organism in Eukaryota, Fungi, Ascomycota, Schizosaccharomycetes, Schizosaccharomycetales, Schizosaccharomycetaceae. Bases 872 to 1612 code for a protein of 246 amino acids. The transcript is spliced from 2 exons. The record is from RefSeq and is a predicted model, not a curated record.
CAAAUUUGGGAACAGGUUGAGUCUUCCAAAACUUAAAAUCAUCAUACGUCUUAGCUGGAGUUUCAGUCUCUUCUUCUACUAAAGAACGAAGUGCUAAACGGUCCAAAAGUUCGCGAAUUCCGCCCUCGGAGUAACUGCUUUCUGGUUUUUUCUCCCCUUGACUAUUUCUAUUAUCCAUUUUUUGCUAUCUUGACCGAAAUUGUCUAAAGUUGCGAUAUUCUGGCUUUAGUUUGGUAGGGUGUCCAUGAACACACUGUAGACAAACCAGCAGCAUGUAGAAAGUACGUGGAUAAGACGUUUUUCAGAUAAAUUUUUUCCUUUUUUUAUACUCCUUCUUAAUUCUAUUAUUUUAGAGAAAUCUUUUAAAUGAAAUUUCGAAGGAAAAGCAUGGGUAAACAAGCCUGAGUCCGUUCUUCGUUCUACAUCCAUUUGCUCAGCUCAUCUAUCAGAAAAUAAGCAUUAAAAGGGUUACCGUUCCUACUCGAAGCUAUAGCCUUGAUUACUUAGGAUGAGGACUGUGCUCACUAUGUUUUUGUGAAAACAAUGUUCGAUGAGAUUUCCAUUUUCUAGUGCUACUCGAAGAGAUGGAUUGAAUAGAAUUGCAAAUGUGUUUAUAUUUUGUCUAAUUGAUAAUGGUUCUUGCUAAAAGAAAUGGCUUAGCUGGAAGUAUUCGCUAGAAUCUGGUGUUUGUUUACAUUGGAAAAUACUCAAAAAUGUUCGUCCCUUCUUUCUUCCUUCAAGAGCAUUUUAUUUUUGGAGAGGUUGGAGAAAGGCUAAGGCAAGCAAGAGGAAAGAGCUAUAUCUACUUUGUAUCUAUUAUUCAACUAGUAUUGUUUCAGCGAAGUAAAAACGGGUUGGAAAAUUAGUCAAAAUGGAGAGCCAAGCAGACAAUUUUUCUGGAGAAGCUGAUUUCGAACAAGAAGAUCUGCAUGUUAUUAGAUUUAUGAUUGGACUCUCAAUUUCAGUACCCAUGCUUAUUUUGCUUUUGAUUAUCGUUAGAAGAUAUAUUGAUUGUAAACAUAAAAAAUAUCGACUUUUCCGGGCAGUAUUGUGUUGCAUGUCCAUCUACGAUGAAGAAGAUAAUGAAGCCGACUUCUAUAAUAUCCCUGCUACUGAAUCUACGAUUACUCUUCCUCGCUACUCUCCUACUCUUCAAGAGAACGAAGAGCUACUGGGAACUUCUGGAGAGCGCGAGGGUAUUGAUGUCGUUUUAACUCCUUCACGGCUUCCUGACACAGAGCCUAACCCAUAUCCCUUUCUGUACAAUACAAGUAGCAGGCUUCGCUUCAUCCAAAGAAUGGAAAUAGAGAAGUUGCAGUCACCCCGAAUUUCUUAUCACAACCUUGGAGUUGGACGUUGUAACGGCGGUCGUAUUUUACCAUCCUAUCCUGAACCUGCCCGUAUUCACGUCUCUCCAAACGAUCCCAACGAUUUUUCUGAUAGAAGAUCUUCUUCUUCUCAAAAUACCACUCUUUCAGAGUCCUUCCAUACGUCUGCAUCUACGCCUACACCUUAUUCUCAUUCUCCUCCUCCUUACUGUUACGGCACUAUCAAUACACCUCCGCUUGAGUAUAGUGUAUUUUCGAAUGCUAGUACCUUGGUGAGUACUUAGCAUUUCUGUUUUGCCGUUUUCUUUCAUCUACAGGGCUCAUGGUUCCCUUUUUUUUGUGGCUUACGAUUACUUAUGCCACGAGUUCUACUAAUAAUAUCUAUUCUUUUCAUUUAUUUUUCUUUUCA